Molecule: messenger RNA, 2098 nt
Organism: Pogona vitticeps (central bearded dragon)
Lineage: Eukaryota; Metazoa; Chordata; Lepidosauria; Squamata; Agamidae
Source: RefSeq, a predicted model, not a curated record
AUGCGGGAAUACCAGUGCGCCUCUGAUAGAGUAGAAACCUGUGAAGAAUGCUCCUAUAUUAUUUUACUCGUACUGCGAUGUAGUGGUGCCACAGCGGUAGUUCAAGCAGCGCUAUGCAAACCGAGGCAAGAACGUGUAGCAAUAAAAAGAAUCAAUUUAGAAAAAUGCCAGACAAGUAUGGAUGAAUUGCUUAAAGAAAUUCAAGCCAUGAGUCAAUGCAGCCAUCCCAACAUAGUUACUUAUUAUACAUCUUUUGUGGUCAAGGAUGAGCUUUGGUUGGUUAUGAAACUGCUAAGCGGAGGCUCUAUGCUGGAUAUAAUAAAGUAUGUUGUAAAUAGAGGAGAACACAAAAGUGGUGUUCUUGAAGAAUCAAUAAUAGCAACAAUUCUUAAAGAAGUUUUGGAAGGUUUAGAUUAUCUUCACAGGAAUGGGCAAAUCCACAGGGAUUUAAAAGCUGGUAAUAUUCUUCUGGGUGAAGAUGGUUCUGUACAAAUAGCAGAUUUUGGCGUUAGUGCAUUUUUAGCCACAGGAGGUGAUGUUACCCGUAACAAAGUAAGAAAGACAUUUGUUGGUACUCCAUGUUGGAUGGCACCUGAAGUCAUGGAACAGGUGAGAGGCUAUGACUUCAAGGCUGAUAUUUGGAGCUUUGGAAUAACAGCCAUUGAAUUAGCUACAGGGGCUGCACCUUACCACAAAUAUCCUCCAAUGAAAGUAUUAAUGCUGACCUUGCAGAAUGACCCUCCAACAUUGGAAACAGGUAUUGAAGAUAAAGAAAUGAUGAAAAAGUAUGGCAAGUCCUUUAGAAAACUAAUUUCUCUGUGUCUUCAAAAAGAUCCUUCCAAAAGACCUACGGCUGCAGAACUUUUAAAAUGCAAGUUCUUCCAGAAGGCGAAGACUCGAGAAUACUUGAUUGAGAAGCUGCUUACAAAGACACCUGAUAUAGCACAAAGAGCAAAAAGGGUUAGAAGAGUACCCGGUUCCAGCGGCCACCUGCACAAGACAGAAGAUGGAGAUUGGGAGUGGAGUGAUGAUGAAAUGGAUGAGAAAAGUGAAGAGGGCAAAGCUGCUUUUUCUCAAGAAAAGUCACGAAGAGUAAAAGAAGAAGAGAAUGCUGAGAUUUCCAUGAAUUCCAGCAAUAUCCCUGAUCAAAUACAGAAUCUAUCUAUAAAAGGUUCUCAGACUCAGCCUGCUGUUAGCGAUGAAUAUGGUGAAGUUCCCUGUGCUGUGAAUCUUGUUUUAAGACUAAGGAAUUCCAGAAAAGAGCUUAAUGACAUACGGUUUGAAUUUACUCCAGGCAGAGACACAGCAGAUGGUGUAUCUCAAGAGCUGUUCUCUGCAGGCCUGGUUGAUGGCCACGAUGUAGUUAUAGUUGCUGCUAAUUUACAAAAAAUAGUAGAAGACCCCAAGGCCUUGAAAACAUUAACCUUUAAGCUGGCGUCCGGCUGCGACGGUACCGAGAUCCCUGAUGAGGUAAAACUGAUUGGGUUUGCUCAAUUAAGUGUCAGCUGAUGCCAGUCACAUGACACACACCCCCCAGCAAAACCAGUGAGAUUGCAAAGAGGCCAGCUUUACAUUGCGAAGGAAAAAAUCUCAAGCGCCACACACUGAGUUCUGCUUCAUUCUAUAGCAAAUCACCAAGUCGGAACAAGCAAAAGCCCACAGCUGCACUACUCCUGCUAACAUUCCAAAAAGCUACUAAAUGUGUCUCUAGUGAUCAGUUCGGAUUUCGCUGACGUGAAAAACAGAUGGAUCGGAAGUGCACUCAGGUGGCUGUAUCCACUGGUUGCAAAAGGAAUUUUUCUACCGGAGCGAUUUCUUCUUUAAUUUAAAACAAAAUCCAGUAAUAACUUUUUAGUGGGUAACACUGGCCCUUGGCUGUUGUAUGUAGAAAUGGAACAUAAUUAAACGCUAGGGUUGAUUAGCCAAACUUGAAUUCCUGUUUUAAAACAAACUGUGAAUUUUAUUCCCCCUCCCCUCUCCAUAUUUAUGCAUUGUACAUCCGAGCUGUAAGGAAUCGAUUCCCUCUCCCUCUCCUUGGUUCUUGAUUUACAUGCUACUUGCAGUUUAAAAUGUUUGUUUAAAACAAGUUUCAGCUUUA